UAUAGCGAGAUUACUCAUGUUUCUAAAAGGGAUGAGAAAGACAGCAUUUUGAUAAAACAUUCAUAUUUACCAGAGAAGGAGAAUAAGAUUGGCUUUUUAAAGAACUCGUCAUUGUAGAAAAUGCCUCCUAAAAGCAAAAGGCAAAAAACACAACACUCGGCUUGCGGCAAAAAUGAACAGACGAACAGCACCGUUGACACCAAUAGCAGCGCUGACUGUGUAGCCCCAAUACUAAGCAAAUACUUCCCAGCUCCGAGCAUCAGCCCACAAGACAUUCCGGCAAAAUUCCUCGAAAUCGAAGCCAGACAAACUGACAGACUCCUGAGCCUCGACUACGGGGAAGGGAUAAGCUACGUCUACAACCCUCUGGACUACGCAAGUGAAAUCCAUGCUGAUUUUGUCUCGAAAUUUUGCCAGGGAACGAAGAAGGUGUUGCUGAUGGGCAUGAACCCGGGCCCUUGGGGGAUGGGGCAGGACUGGGACUUUGAAAGGUGUUUCCAUUUGGCAUGUAAAAUAUGCAAAGGAGUGGCUAGGAGUGACGGGGGUGUCAAAAGGCCUGAGAGAGAGCAUCCCAAAAGGCCAAUACAGGGAUUGGAGUGUACGAAAAGUGAGGUGAGUGGGGAUCGUCUCUGGUCGCUGCUGAAGGAGCUGAGUGGCUCGCCAGAUGUACUGUUCAAAUUUCUUUUCCUCCACAACUACUGCCCACUAUUCUUCUUGAAGGAGUCGGCUAAAAACGUCACUCCGCCUGAGCUCAAGGCCUUCGCCAAAGCAGGCAUUACAAACAUUGAGAUUAGCUUGUUGAUGCACCCAAGCCCAGUGAACCCAGCAGCUAAUAAAGGUUGGAGGGAAAUUGCUAUCAAACAAUUAACAGAAAGCAAGGUCAUCGAGUAUUUAAGCCAGAAGUUUAAAUGUCAUCUUCAAGAUGAUUAUGCAGUUUACAUAUAUAAUAACGGUCAGUAA
Molecule: messenger RNA, 960 nt
Organism: Penaeus monodon (black tiger shrimp)
Lineage: Eukaryota; Metazoa; Arthropoda; Malacostraca; Decapoda; Penaeidae
Product: single-strand selective monofunctional uracil DNA glycosylase-like
Exons: 6
Coding region: 121-960 (279 amino acids)
Biological process (GO): base-excision repair
Molecular function (GO): single-strand selective uracil DNA N-glycosylase activity; oxidized pyrimidine nucleobase lesion DNA N-glycosylase activity
Source: RefSeq, a predicted model, not a curated record